AUGGUCAGCCCAGCUGACGAACAAAUGAACGAUCGUGACGAUGCUAGAUCUACAUCUUCGUCUUCAGUGCGUGUCUCUGCCGCAACCGGAGCGUCUACGCCUGUCACUCCAGCAUUCUCAGCAACUGCCGAAGUUAGCAAGAGUGUAGAGACCAAAGCACAGGAUAUGGAUCGGUACAUCGCCGUUGGCUGCCUUCAUCUCGAGCAGCCACUCAACGUCACCUCAUCUUCGCCAUCGGAUGGCGAUUGGGUUGAGUUACUGUAUCAAGAAAUCCCAGACGAAAUCAAAGUAAUCAUCAGCAUAGAAGCAUCAAGACUGCUGGAAGCUCGCUGGAUCCGGUUGUUUUCGCGCCAACAAGCUUCAGAGAAUGCGUCUCUUCACGGCGUAGUUCAAGAUUGGGGUCGCCGUUCGAUUGAUCGUAACAGCAAGAGUUUGAAGACUGCUUUGCGACAACUGCUCCAACGAAUCGACAUCUCACCGGGAGUUUGGAAUGGCGAAUCUGGACUGGGUGAGAUACUUCAUUUCGAUCCUUGGGCUGACGCGGAACCUUCUUCGUUGUAUUACAUGUUCAACAAGCUGCCAUCACCUACGCCAGAUUCGGCGAAGAUCAGGUGCCGUUAUACACGUGCCGCCGUACAAGAUGUUUUGGAGUCUGCAGUAGUCUCUGAAUGGUCGGAGCAUGGUGAACAAGCACUGCCGGGGCUCAAAACCAGAUUGUACGCGUAUCAGACACGUUCGGCGAGCUUGAUGCUGCAACGAGAAGCUUCGCCACAGCUGCAGCUUGAUCCAAGAUUGGAAAUUCGCACUGCACCGAACGGGAAGAAGUUUUACUUUGGGGCUCGAGAUGGGUUCUUUUUGCAGGAGCCGCGCUACUAUGAAACGAACCGGGGUGGUAUUCUAGCAGAGACUAUGGGCUUGGGAAAGACAGUCAUCUGCUUGGCCGUUAUUUUGGCAAGUAAGAAUCAUCUUCCUAAGACGCCGGCCGCGUACCGGCGAUCACCGCCUUUGCGAAAUGGACCUGGAUCAUUGGCAGACAUGGUAAUUUCUGCCGCGGGCCGACACUCUAUUCCGAUGAAAGCGUUCCUUGAACAGUCAGAGGCAAAUGGGGCUGGAGAUAUGGCGAUGUUCAAAGAUGCCUUUGACCAAGACAUACCAUUCUACGAGAUACCACCGGAUCUCCCACGUAUGAACAGGAACACUCGGAUACCACUACCGCGUCAAUUAGUGCUCUCUUCCGCUACCAUCAUUGUCGUACCGCGAAACUUGCUGCAUCAAUGGCAGUCGGAAAUACAAAAGCAUGUUCUCCAGGGUGGUCUAAAGAUCCUCGUGGUAGAUUCGGUGCCCAGGCGCACCAGAAAGACCAAGAUAGUUCAACAAGCUGACAAGACCAUGGAGUUUCGGAGCGAACUACCAGCUCCCACCGAACUCAUGAAGUUCGAUGUAAUUCUGUUUACUCGCAACCGCUUCGAACAAGAGAUACAAGAUGGCCAGGACGAACUCGGACGACGCAUGGGUACUGGUGUCUCUCGUGUUUGCAAUUGUCCUUACAUCGGAGCAACCCGGAUACCUGAUUGCAGUUGCGUUGACACUGAUAGAGUCUACGAAUCGCCAUUGAAGAAAGUGCACUGGCUACGUAUUAUCAUCGAUGAAGGCCAUUCAUUCUCGAGCUCUCUCUCGAAUGCUGUACUGGUCGCUAAACAGAUACAGGCCGAGAGACGCUGGGUCGUAUCAGGAACACCUGCGAAGAAUUUAGUAGGUGUGGAGGUAGACAUGUCUACAGUUGACUUAGAAAGCAAUCCUGCGCUGCAGCGCGAAUUCGCUAUUGAUCAGAGGAAGUCUUUCGACUUUGAUUCAGAUACCAAAGCUGCCAAAGCUCUAGGUAUGCUCGCUUCGAACUUUCUUAUGGUUCGACCCUGGUGCGACAACUCAGAAGGUAAACUUGAUUGGGAUGAGUAUAUCUACCGUCAUGAGCACCACUACAGGAAGACCUACUCUGGGUUCUCUUCGUGCUUCGCCCGAACGCUGGAAGGCUUAGUUGUGAAGACACGGCCGGAAGACGUCGAGAAAGAUAUUAUCUUGCCUCCGAUGAAACACCGAGUUGUGUACCUCAAGCCAUGUUGGUUUGACAAAAUGACGGCCAACCUCUUCAUUCAAGUCCUGCGGGCAAAUGCCAUCACAAGCGAACGGACCGACGUUGACUACCUCUUUCACAAAAACAGUGUCAAAGCCCGCCACAGUCUCAUUAGGAAUUUGCGUCAGUCCAACUUCACAUGGACAGGAUUCAGUCUUUUGGAUGUAGUCUCUACGCUUGAGACUAGCAACAAAUAUCUUGCUAAAGAGGACAAGAACUGCUCUCUUGAUGACGCAAGAUCACUUCUGGAAAGUAGCCAGGUCAUAUCGAAGCUCGCGGCUUCCGCCGAAUGGAUAGCGUUGAGUACAUCUCAUGAGGUGGGGAUAGCUGUCGAGGGUUGGCCGAAAAAGACCCAAGAGGCUUUCGCACUCGUUUACCCGGCGAAGCCUAUCAUGAUCGGAGUCACACAGCUCAUUGAAGGCCAACUUCACGUCGAUAGCAGCAUAUGUUCACCAGACCCCACUGCCGGGCUAGAGGCUGUCGGGCAUGCUGCGAAAGAAAAGGCCAUCGCAAUGGCCGAAGAAGAGAACAAGAUUAGGGAUUCGGGCGAGGGUGCAGUCAAUGUCUUGCCCUUGCAAAGGACUGGAGUUCCUACUUCAUUAGUAAGGGGUCAGCAGCCACCGACUAGUCGGCGAGCAUCAGCUAUUGCAAGCAAAGCUUCCCCUCAGAAGCCAACAGGAAUCAAGCCUGCGAAGGACGUCGAGGGUCUCACGGAUCACGCAUCCCCUGUUCGCUCGAAGAAACGCAAGCUCACCAUUUCGGACGAGACGGCAGAACUCUCCAAAGACUCAGAGUUGCGAGAUACACGCUUCGUAGGCACAACGUCAGCCAAACUUACAUAUCUCCUGGAUAAGGUGAUGCAACAUCAGGCAGAAGAGAAGAUCAUUAUCUUCUAUGAUGGCGACAACGCGGCGUUCUACAUCGCCCAAUGUCUUGAGUUGAUGUACGUCAAUCACCGCAUCUAUGCCAGAACUCUAAACAACACGCUGCGAUCCGAGUAUGUACGGCUGUUUAAUGAGGACCCAGAUGUGCGCGUCUUGCUCAUCGACGUCGCGUGUGGUGCUCUGGGAUUGAACCUGAACGCGGCAAGUGUUGUACUCAUUGUGAACCCAAUCAAUAGGCCGAACAUUGAGGCUCAAGCUAUCAAACGAGCCCAUCGUAUUGGCCAGACCAAAGAGGUACUCGUCGAAACCCUGGUCCUUGAGAACACGAUUGAACAUGCAAUCUUCAACCGCGCGAAGACGAUGUCUCGCGCCGAUCACCAAGAAGCGAAGGAGCUUGAAGACGACGCUGGUAUUGUCGAAAUCAUCCAGAAUGCGCAGAUACUACCUGUAGAUGAUGAUGAGGGUGAAGGGAUGUCCAGCUUUGCACCACUGCAGACACCGCAGCAGGUCUUUGGGCGAUCAAAUCGGCACAAGUACCAUCGAUAUGGAGUUGCAGAGAAGAAGACACAAGAUGGGCUGCAGAAGAAGGCAAAGACUUCAAAGGGUACAAGGAAAGACAAGAAGGAUGAUAUGAGUGGUGCUGAAAUCGCGACAUCUUACAGGGCCGACUCAGAUCCUGGCCUGCCAAUGCGAGGGCAAGCUCCAAGUGGUAGCCUAUUAGCUGCUGAUGCAGCCUCGUCAGGACCAGUCGCUAGCAUCUUUGGCAAUGGCUGA
This is a messenger RNA of Alternaria atra, 3789 nucleotides long. RefSeq lists its product as uncharacterized. The record is from RefSeq and is a predicted model, not a curated record. Lineage: Eukaryota; Fungi; Ascomycota; Dothideomycetes; Pleosporales; Pleosporaceae. Gene Ontology annotation, molecular function: ATP binding; ATP-dependent chromatin remodeler activity. The transcript is spliced from 2 exons. Bases 1 to 3789 code for a protein of 1262 amino acids.